CUACAGCGCACUGUGUUCCACAUAUGGCACAUACCAAUACAAUGCCCCAAUAUAGAAUAUGAGUACACACAGCGCCAUCUACUAUCUAGUAGCGGGACAAGAACCUAUUGAAGUGCUUAUAAUAGUACAGUUAUUUACAAAAUGAUGGUUCUGAUGAAAAAAAUGUUUUUUAUUUCAAGUAAGUUUCCGGUUUGUUAAAAGUGAACGACGGUCAGAUAACUUAUUUCAGAAAAGUGGUAAAAUUUGAAAUUUUAGCUUCAAAACGAUUAGAGAAGAUGAAGCCUAACAAACGUCUUGAUUCUACAGUUAUUGACCACAAUCUUGAGGUGCCGUCUGGUAGCGAAGAUGAAUUGGAACUGUCCAAUGGGGAUAGCGAUGACGACAUGAACAAAAUUCAGGAUCUGGUGGUGGGAGAAUUUGAAGUGCCUUCUGGAAUACUGCAAAAUGAUCCAAACAGCAUACCCAGUCGUCAGCCUAGUAAUACCAGCUAUUCGUCACAGCCGAGUACUUCUGGUGUCGUAAACUCUCGAUCCAGGCGGACAUCAUCACGAGCUCACCCACUACCCAAUCCAUCUUCAGUUCCACCAGCUCAACCGACCGUGAAUGUGAGACGAAUGAAACGGAGGUAUAUAUGGAAAAAGACGGAGUUUCAACCGCCCGUUACUACAUUUACAGGCGACGACAUACUGGAGGAACCGUACAUGGGUUUUGAGACACCAUUACAAUAUUUUUUGUAUUUUUUCGAUGAUGAUUUGUUGGAACACAUUGCUGAGGAAUCUACCAAAUAUAGCAUUCAGAAGGAUCCCUCAAAACCUCUUUUGGUCUCGAAGACAGAUACCCAAAAGUUUUUAGGUAUCUGUCUCCUGUUAGGACUGGUCCCACAACCAAAUAUUCGUAUGUUUUGGGAUUCAGACUUAGGUUUACCCAUUAUCACUGAGACCAUGACCUUGACUGAUUUCGAGAAAAUACGGAGUGUCAUUCACUUCAAUGACAACCAAAAUUUUAUACCGAGGGAUCAACUUGGACAUGACAGACUUUUCCGAAUUCGACCCAUAUUGGAGGCACUAAAAAAGAAAUGCCAAGCUGUUCCAAAGAGAGAAACCCUUUCGGUCGAUGAGCAAAUGUGCGCCACAAAAGCUUGCAACUUUCUUCGCCAAUACCUUCCCAACAAACCUCAUAAAUGGGGUUACAAGUUGUUGGUACUAUGCGAUGAUAAAGGUUUUGCAUAUAACUUUGAAGUUUAUUCCGGCACUGAAAACGCCGAUCAAUUUAGGCUUCCUGAUGAACCUGAUUUAGGUGCUAGUAGCAAUAUUGUUGUACGUUUGUGUCGUUGUGUUCCCAGGAAUAAGAAUUACAAAGUCUUCUUUGACAAUUAUUAUACUUCACCUGAAUUGGUAUCCUACUUGGCUAAGAUUGGAAUUCAUUCCUUAGGCACCGUCAACAAAGGCCGUUUAGGAAGUAAUUUGCAACUGCCAUCUCAAAAACAGUUAUCGGAUGCCAAUAAGACCCGUGGAUACUCAGAAGAAUGGGUCACUACUGUAGACGGGGUACCAGUGACAACAGUUAUGUGGCUAGAUAGCAAACCUGUGAUUUUAUUAUCUUCUUUGUCGGUGAGCAGCCUAAAGACAAACUGGCUUUUGUAUAAAAGAGUAGAGUCGCUGAGACAAAACACUAAACUGAUGAAGCUUCGUGAAUUUCGACUGGAGGUAGCUAAAUCACUGUGCUUAUCUGGAGCAUCUAUGACAAGAAAGAGAGGACGACCAACAUCAUACAUAUCAGAUAUGCUUGACGAAAGAAAGAAAAAGAAGCCAAAAGCCAACAUACCACCUAAAGAUGUUAGGAUCGACGGAAUUGACCAUUUUCCUUGCUGGUCAAAUGUUAGACAGCGGUCGGACGCAACUGCAGCGGGGGAACAACAACGAACAAACGAAAUAAAACAAAGCACGGCACGAGGACACAACCGACGAUCUCAAUCGCUCUCCGACAACUGCCAAUUAAAUCUAUGCAUAGAUUAA
Eupeodes corollae is the source of this 2015-nucleotide messenger RNA. Its product is annotated as piggyBac transposable element-derived protein 3-like. The coding region runs from base 276 to 2015 and encodes 579 amino acids. The record is from RefSeq and is a predicted model, not a curated record. The transcript has 4 exons. NCBI's taxonomy places the organism in Eukaryota, Metazoa, Arthropoda, Insecta, Diptera, Syrphidae.